Messenger RNA from Paracoccidioides lutzii Pb01, 618 nucleotides. RefSeq lists its product as hypothetical. The transcript has a single exon. Bases 1 to 618 code for a protein of 205 amino acids. The record is from RefSeq and is a predicted model, not a curated record.
AUGCAGCUGCAACUGCAGCAGAGGGAGAGGGGGGUGAAUAAGCGGCGCAGAGAUAUUUACGAAGAUGAUAGCGAUAGUAGCAGCAGUGGUGGUCGCGAGGGAAAGGUUGCGAGGGAAGGCUACAUGUUCUCGACACCGAAAAGGCGCCGGCGCGCCCCCGCUGAGUUACCACUUGGUCUUGUCCGGGCGGAUUUUCAGUCGCUGGAGUCCCCGGGGGCCCCGCGACUGCCUUCGCCACAUUCAUCGGCUGAUGUUCCUGUUUCUGUGUCUGUGUCGCGAGAUGGUGAAGGAGGCGUUAUUGGCCAUCAUGUCUUGCGAUCGGAGAGUUGCGAUGGUAAAGUCGAUGCUGGCGACGGUGGUCAUGACUCUAAUACCACUUCGUCAGACCCGCAGUCAGACUGGACGAGUGAGGAUGAUAGGAAACUGGUGGAGCUUGUGCUGGAGAAACUGAAGCUGUCGAAGCGGGAUUGGAGUGAGUGUGCACGCAGGAUGGGGAAGGAUAAUGAUAGUGUGGGGAGGCGGUGGAGGGCGCUUGUUGGGGAGGGGAAUGUGGGCCUGCGAAGGGGGAGAAAUAUCGUUAGGAAUCGGAUUCAUGAGAAUUGGAGGGGUGGUACUUGA